CAAAGGCACUGAUACUGAUACAUACCAACAUUCCAUAAACUAACACUCACACAGGUCCAUAGUGUGACUCAAAUUCUCCACUGCAAUACCCGAUACAGAACUUCAACAGUAGGCUGGUGACAGGCACAAACCAGCAAAAAAAUUAAGAUCAGACAAAAUCCAAAUAGUCAAGAUCAGAGAUACUCUAGGCAGUUUCUCGGAUUUGUGCUCCAAUCACUCCAAGAUACGCAGAACUUUCGGUUUUUGGCUCUCAACCACUUCCAAGCUCUUACCUGAGCUAACUCCCACACUCUCUCUGCAUCUUUCACCCCUUCUUUAAAUAUAACAUUGUUUCUACACUGCCAAAUAGACCAUAAGACUGCCACCGAUCUUAAAAAAUAAUACAUCCAUCUAAAAGACAUCCAAUUUUUCCCUCCAUCACUCUCUUUCUUAAAUGUCUGCAUCUCUACAAAUCAUUUUCUUUCUUAAAAAGAAUGAACAAUAAUUUAGUUCAGGGUUAGGUGAAUUCAAAUCUUCCUCACAACCAUAUCUAACUAGUUUCUCGCAUGGCUCCAAUUUUCUUUUAUGUUCAUGCUUUUUUUUUAACAGAAGCAUUGAGUAUUUGACUUAGGCAUCGGUGAGUGUUUCUAAAAUAGGAAAGGAAGAUGGAUCCAACUUUUUAUGGGGACAGCGAUUUCACAAACGGAUACCAGUUUUGUGAAGAAGGGAACAUAUUUGUCUCGGAUCCAAAUCCAUAUGCAGCAUACUGGGAUGUGUAUCAUCAACAUGUUGACCCUCUUGGUUUUGCAGCAAAUACAAGCUCUGUAGAAGAAGGUUCUGUGACAUCCAUGUCCAUGAACUCGGUGACAGAUCCUUCUCUAGAAGACACUGACUUCUCAGAAACCACCAAGUUCAUAAGCCAAAUCCUGAUGGAAGAGAACCUUGAACAGGGUCCAUUUUAUGACUCCUUGAGCCUGCAACUCACAGAGAAAUCAUUCCAUGAUGCUCUCAUAGAAAACAACUCAUCUCUAUCGCCCAAUCAACACCACUUCAAUGUUCGAAGCCCUUACUGUGAAACAACUAGCAGUGACAGUGACAACAGCAGCAAUUUACACUACAAUUCUGGUGAGUUGAAUUCCCCUCCUCUGGAUACCCCUGUUGCUGUUAUUGGUAAUCAUGCUUUUCAACUUAAUUCUCAUGGACUGCUAGAUUUGGAUUCUUCUGUUACCAAACCAUUGGCGCAAAAUAUUUUCAGUGAUGCAGAUUCUGUCUCCCAAUUCAGGAGAGGGUUAGAGGAAGCUACCAAGUUUCUUCAUCCUCCAGAACCCCUGAUUGAGACCGGUCUAGAUUCAAGGGGAGAAUCAUCCAAUAUAGUUGAGGAGAAUUCUUUUGGGUUAAAGGGUCGUAGAAAGAGCCGUGAGCGUGAAGAAAGUGAUUCUAAUGAAGAAGGGAGAAGUACCAAGCAAUCAGCAGUUGGUGUUGUUGAUGAGGAUGACUUAUCUGAUAUGUUUGAACGAGUGCUGAUUAAUAUGGAACAAUUACCACUUGGUAACGAACACGAUUCCAUAGAGAGUGGCUUAGCAAAAGAGAAACAGCAAGGUGAAAAGCCACCUUCAUCUGAUGGAAGGAAGGCUCAUCCAAAUAAACAAGGCAGGAAGAAGGAAACGGUGGACGUGAGGGCUCUUCUGCUUCUUUGUGCACAAGCUAUUCAUACCAAUGAUAACAGGGCUGCUAAUGAACUUCUAAAGCAGAUAAGACAGCAUUCUUCUCCCUUUGGUGAUGGGUCACAAAGAUUGGCUCAUUACUUUGCGAAUGGCCUUGAGGCACGCUUGGUUGGGGAUGUUACCGGUGCACAAUUAUUUUAUUCUACUCCAACUCCAACCCACAAGACAACCUCUGCUGAUGAUUUCUUCGAAGGUUUCCAAGUUUAUCUAUCUCAUAACCCGCACAAAAGGUUUGCACAUUUCUAUGUUAACAAAAUGAUUAAGAAAGCAUCUGCAAAAGCAGAAACUCUUCAUAUUAUUGAUUUUGGAAUCUCAUAUGGCUUCCAGUGGCCAUUACUCAUCAAGUUUUUAUCAGAAAGAGAUGGAGGACCUCCCAAGCUGAGGAUCACAGGGAUAGAGUUCCCUUUACCUGGCUUUCGCCCCACACAAAAAAUUGAGGAGACUGGUCGUCGUUUGGCUAACUAUUGCAAGCGUUUCAAUGUUCCCUUUGAGUACACUGCCAUAGCAUCACGGAACUGGGAAACCAUUCGAGUUGAAGACCUUAGAAUUAAGAGCCAUGAGUUUGUUGCUGUCAACUCCAUGAUGAGGUUCAAGAAUUUGCUGGAUGAGACUAUUGAAAUGAACAGUCCCAGAGAUGCUGUUCUGCUUUUGAUCAGGAAGAUAAAUCCAGAUGUUUUUGCUCAGUCCAUCAUUAAUGGAUCUUUCAGUACCCCUUUUUUUGCCACACGGUUUAGGGAGGCCUUGUUCCAUUUUUCUGCUGUUUUUGACAUGCUUGACACUGUCAUAUCCCGGGAAAACCAAUGGAGGGUGAUAGAUGAGAGGGAGGUUGUGGGUCGUAGCUCUAUGAAUGUGAUAGCAUGUGAAGGUUUGGAGAGGAUUGAGAGGCCUGAGACAUACAAACAGUGGCAGGUUAGGAACACAAGGGCUGGUUUCAAGCAGCUUCCUCUGAACCAGAAAUUGAUGGCCAAGUUUAGGAGCAAGUUAAUGAAAUGGCACCCUGAUGAUUUUGUGAUUGAUGAAGACAGCAAUUGGAUGCUUCAAAGUUGGAAAGGACGCAUUUUGAAUUGUUCUACCAUCUGGGUGCCUGCAUAAUGAACUUAUCACACACUUGAAUGUCAGAAACUCAUCGGACUCUCAACCCUCUGCAGAAGCCCAAUGACGCCGUAGUGCAGCUUUAGUGGCGCUUUGCUUCGAAAACACAAACAACCAUAGCUUCAUCAACAACAGCAAGCACAGGGCGUAAUCAUGGUUGAACAGAGACACAGUAACAGCUGCAAGAUCUGCAUUAAAUAAUAUUAUGUAGCUAUUUUUGGCUUAUAUCAUUAUCUCAUGUUUUAGAUUGAACCAGUUCACAUACCCAGCUAGUUUUUUUUAACAA
Lotus japonicus is the source of this 3081-nucleotide messenger RNA. Its product is annotated as scarecrow-like protein 34. The record is from RefSeq and is a predicted model, not a curated record. Gene Ontology annotation, cellular component: nucleus. Gene Ontology annotation, molecular function: sequence-specific DNA binding; DNA-binding transcription factor activity. The transcript is spliced from 2 exons. Bases 645 to 2795 code for a protein of 716 amino acids. Gene Ontology annotation, biological process: regulation of DNA-templated transcription. Lineage: Eukaryota; Viridiplantae; Streptophyta; Magnoliopsida; Fabales; Fabaceae.